This is a messenger RNA of Cylindrotheca closterium, 1425 nucleotides long. Lineage: Eukaryota; Bacillariophyta; Bacillariophyceae; Bacillariales; Bacillariaceae. The record is from the annotation of a GenBank genome assembly.
AUGAAAGCAGUGUAUCGGAACAAUAUCAUCAAGCGCAUGGGUGGGGACGCUGGUUUCGACUUUCUUGUCAGCACCUACAGCGAGAACAUUCACGACGACGCAAGGCUCGAUCGAUUCUUUGGCAACUUUGAUUUGAAUACUCUCACAUGCUUGCAGAAGGAACUCAUUCUCGUAGCAUUCCUAGAGCCUAAUGAAGAGACCGAACCAAGAAAGAAGCGACUCGUGUUCCGAAAUGACAUGAUGGGAAUGGACAGAAGUAUAUUUCCUGUCUUGGAAGAACAUUUCGUUGAUGCCCUGGAAGACUGCUUCAUCGCAGGUCUUGAUUUUGAACUCUCGAAAGCAUAUUUCUCAGAGCUUCGGGCACUGUUCAAGGAAUGUGCUAAUGUCUCAAAAUACCGUGAGAACAUUGUUGAACGAAUGGGAGGAGAAGCAACCUUUGAGUUCUUUCUCGUUUCCUACUGCGAACGAUUAGAAGAAGACCACAGAUUACACCACUACUUCAAGGACUUGGACUCGAAAAGUAUGACACGGCUCCAAAAGGAGCUGCUACUAAUGGCAUUCCUUCAGCCCACCUCAGACAAUGAUUUCAAGACCUUAACACGAAGAGUGUCAUCCAAAUUCAGUGCUCUAUUUGCACUUGGCAUGAAUGAAGAGCACUUUGAAAUGAUGGAAAGCCACUUUUCCGCUUCACUUUAUGACUGCCUGUCUCGAGAAGAUGUGAUUCAAUCCUGUCUGAGACUGUUUGCCAACCUCAUGACGUUCUUCCAAGACAACUCGCUCUCGGUGACCAACGACGUGGAAGAGGACGAAGGGUCUAUUACCGGGUUUGAUGAAGAAUCCGUGACCGAGUUUGAUGAAGAUGAAGAAUACGACAUGAUGUCCGAGAGUGGCCACUCAGAAGCUGAUUCAGUCCUAUCUCCGAUGCCUCCAUUCCCUCGAGAACGAGCCCCGAGCUAUGUUACAAAGCGCAUUCAGGAUGCUCUGAGCCAGUCGGAAAGAUCCACUUGCUCUAUUUCAAUACGCUCCGUUGAAACUACUAGAACAAUCAGUUCGUUUGAAAACAGGCAAACACAAGGCAAUACGAGCUACGUGUCCAGGCGUAUUCAAGAGGCUCUGGAAAAGAGUGAUAGAUCUUCGGGCUCAAAUUCAGUACAUUCCAUGCCACACGAAAAGAAUGAAUGCGCAAGCUGUCUUCCAAAACGAAUCGAAUACGGAUCUGAUCGAUUCUUCGACCCCUUGAAAGACUCCCAGAGGACGGAAGCCACAGUUUCUUCAGUAGCUUCGGAAGACGGUAAAGCAGGCACCCGGAUAUCGCCAAUCGUCCUAUCGAAGCGGUCCAAGGGAAAGCCAAAGAUGAUGUUCUCGUGGAAGAAGCCCGCGUUCCGAAGCAGCAACAAGAAGACUGCUGUACACAACAAGCGAUAG